Molecule: messenger RNA, 5711 nt
Organism: Myxocyprinus asiaticus (Chinese sucker)
Lineage: Eukaryota; Metazoa; Chordata; Actinopteri; Cypriniformes; Catostomidae
Product: protein TANC1-like
Exons: 26
Coding region: 89-5578 (1829 amino acids)
Molecular function (GO): protein binding
Source: RefSeq, a predicted model, not a curated record
GAGGAGCAGUGCAAGGCAAAACUUUUACCUCACGGAUUAUUCAUGACAUUUCACAGCUUGAUUGUGAAGGGAUUCCUGGUGUCACGCCAUGUUUAAGGCUGUGCUGAAGAAGAGUGGGAAAAACAGCAAGAAGGAAGCAGGGGAACCGUACCUGCUCGGUGCCCAGCGCAGGUGUCCUGGUGGUGGAGUGCAAGAUGCUAGUAGGGUCCUCCCGUACCCCCCAACAGAGGAAGGCCUAAGACUCAGUCUGGCUAAGGGUGUGUCCAUGUCUCUCCCCUCCUCCCCUCUCCUGCCCCGACAGACGUACGUGAUGGCGGCUCACCCAUGCAAGAAGUCUCCAGGACCCAUUAGAAAGCCUAAAUUUGUGGAAAGUCCACGUGUUCCUGGAGAUGCCAUCACAUCAUCCUUGAGGAAGGUGGCUGACACUGCGACUGAUCUGGCCGGUGCUGUCCCCUCCCCCGCCACUCAGGAGUUGAUGACACGCUUGGGGUUCUUACUGGGCGAAAGCAUCCCGGGCUCCGCGCGCAUACCUAUGGACGACAAGAAUGAAAAAAAGUGUGCAGUAAAUCAAGGGAUCAGUCCGGGUUCGACUCUGACCAGCAGCACACCGUCUCCUUGUACAGACAGCCCAUGUUCCACCUUAAACAGUAACAACAGUCGACCGGCAGCGAGUCACCGCAGCCCUUGUGGAACCAUCACCAGUCCCAGUUCCACCCUCGAGAGCAAAGACAGCGGGAUUAUAGCCACUAUCACCAGUUCAUCAGAGAAUGACGACCGCAGCGGCUCCAGUCUGGAGUGGAGUAAAGAGGGCAGUAUAAGGAGCUGUGGUCAGCAUGCGCUGGCACCGACGACUGCACGGGCAGACACGUGCUCUCCGGUGGCCGAGGAGGACCCGUCAACUUCUGGGGCAGAGGACAGGGGCAGAACCAAGACAAUUUCAGGAGCGGCAGGGCCCAUUUCUGAGGGACCCGUGCACUAUCCCACACAGAACUCGUCCAGUCUUAUGAUGCCUCGACCGAACUCAGUUGCAGCGACGAGCUCCACUAAGCUGGAGGAUCUGAGCUAUCUUGAUGAACAGCGAAACACCCCCCUGCGGACGUCAAUCCGCCUGCCCUGGCACAACACUGGCGGCAGAGCGGCACACGACAAAGCUCGCUUUGCUCCGUACAAGCCCACUGACAUCAUGCUCAAGCCACUGCUGUUCGAGGUGCCCAGCAUCACCACUGACUCUGUGUUCGUGGGCCGUGAUUGGCUGUUCCAGCAACUUGAGGAUGACCUAAGGUCCAGCGAAUCAGACGAGAGCUCUGGGGCCAUCAUUGUGGGUAACGUGGGUUUCGGCAAAACCGCCAUCAUCUCUCGCCUGGUGGCCCUCAGUUGCCAUGGCGGCCGCAUGCGACAGAUCGCAUCCAACAGCCCAAGCACUUCUCCUAAAAGUGGAGAGCAGAGUUCAGAUUUGCCCUUGAGUCAACCGCCUCAACCUAACCCACCCCCGAGUGCCACCAACACCCUGAGAUUCAACAGCUGUCCAAGCACACCUGAGCUCCAGCGACGCUGUGAGGAGGCCGUCAAACACCUGGCUGCAAAGGUGGUGGCGUAUCAUUAUUGUCAGGCCGAUAACACGUACACGUGUCUAGUUCCUGAGUUUGUGCACAGCGUCGCGGCUCUCCUGUGUCGAGCACAUCAGCUCACCGCAUACCGUGAGUUGCUGCUGAAAGAGCCUCAUCUGCAGAGCAUGCUCAGUCUACGCUCCUGCGUGCAAGACCCCAUGGCUGCCUUCCGACGGGGCAUUCUCCAACCCCUCGCCAACCUACGCAAAGAGAGGAAGAUUCCAGAAGAAGAUUACAUCAUCUUGAUUGACGGGCUGAACGAGGCAGAGUUUCAUAAACCAGACUAUGGUGACACUAUUGCCUCCUUUAUUACAAAGAUCAUUCCCAAAUUCCCCAGCUGGCUCAAGCUGAUCAUCACCGUGAGAACGAGUCUUUUGGAGAUCACCAGUCUGCUGCACUUCUCCAAGAUCAGCCUGGAUGAAUUCCCGGACAGCAAAGAGAUCGGGAUGGACCUGAACGGCUACAUACAGUACCGUAUCAACAACAGCCAGAACAUUCUCAACAACAUUUCCCUCAACGGCAAAGCCGACCCCAUCAUCGUGGGGAAGGUCAGCUCCCAUCUGACCUCUCGAAGCCAGGGGUCAUACCUGUACCUAAAAUUGACCCUUGACCUCUUCGAGAAGGGUCAUCUGGUCAUUAAGAGCGCGAGCUACAAGGUGGUUCCUGUCUCUCUGUCAGAACUCUACCUGCUUCAGUGCAACAUGAAAUUUAUAAGCAACUCUGCAUUUGAACGCGCCGUGCCCAUCCUCAACGUGGCGCUGGCGUCUCUACACCCACUUACGGAUGAGCAGCUGUUUCAGGCACUGAACGCAGGCAGCGUGAGAGGAGAACUGACGUGGGAGGACUUCCAGCAUAGAAUGGAGAUGCUGUCAUGUUUCCUGAUCAAACGGAGGGAUAAUACACGCAUGUUUUGCCACCCGUCCUUUAGAGAGUGGCUGGUGUGGCGGGCAGAUGGAGAGAGCUCGGACUUCCUGUGUGACCCCAGGAGUGGUCAUGCCCUGAUGGCGUUCAUUUUGUCCAGGCAGGAGGGCAAGUUAAACAGGCAGCAGACUAUGGAGUUGGGCCACCACAUCCUAAAAGCGCACAUCUUUAAGGGUCUGAGUAAGAAGACCGGUGUGUCGUCCAGCGUUCUUCAGGCAUUAUGGAUCAGCUGCAGUACUGAUGUUUUAUCUGCUGCUUUGGCCUCUCUGAGGAACCUCUACACACCCAAUGUCAAGGUGAGUCGUUUGCUGAUGCUGGGUGGAGCGAAUGUCAACUAUCGUACGGAGGUGUUGAACAAUGCCCCAGUGCUCUGUGUCCAGUCUCACCUGGGUCAUCAGGAGAUGGUUGCCCUGCUGCUGGAGUUUGGGGCGAAUGUAGACGUGCUUUCAGAGAACGGCAUGAGUUCACUGUGUUACGCAGCGGCCGCUGGGCAUCUGGGACUGAUCAGUCUGCUCUGUAAGAGAGGCGCCAAGGUGGAUCUUGUGGACAAGAGCGGUCAGGGUGCAUUAGUGCAUGCGGCUCUGCGGGGUCAUCCUGAGGUCAUUAAAUGUUUGCUUGAGUUGACCUGGAGCAGUGAAGGUCAGCAGGUGGACCUCAGCUUGAAGAACAAAGCCCUGCAGCAGGGACUCAUAGCAGCCUGCAGUAUGGGACAUACACAUGUGCUGGAAGGCUUGUUGACGUUGAAUAAUGAACUGGCUGUACAGAUUGAUGCUCAUGACACGCUGUGGGGUGAAACAGCUCUAACAGCGGCGGCAGGACGGGGGAAGAUGGAAGUGUGCAGCUUCCUGUUAGAGCAGGGGGUGCAGGUUCAGCAGGUGAACAGACGAGGAGCAUGUGCGCUCUACUGCGCAGUACGACAGGGACACUGGCAGAUUGCAGAUCUGCUGUUGCAGCACGGUUCAGAUGUGAAUGUAAGUGACAAACAAGGUCGCACACUGUUGAUGGUCGCCGCAUGUGAAGGCCAUCUGAGCACCACUGACUUCCUUUUGUCUAAAGGUGCCUCUUUAACGUCGGUGGAUAAGGAGGGGUUAACUCCUCUCAGCUGGGCGUGUUUGAAAGGACACAAGAAUGUUGUUCAGUUUUUGGUGGAGAAGGGUGCGGUUAUUGACCACUUGGACAAGAAUGGACGCACUCCACUCGACCUGGCUGCUUUCUACGGAGACGCAGACAUUGUACAUUAUCUGGUUGAGAAGGGAGCCGUGAUUGAACACGUGGAUUACAGUGGGAUGAGACCUCUGGAUCGAGCCAUCGGCUGCAGAAACACAUCAGUGGUUUUGACCUUACUCAAGAAAGGAGCUAAACUAGGUAACGCUGCCUGGGCGAUGGCGACAUCCAAACCAGAUAUCCUGAUUAUCCUCCUACAGAAACUCAUGGAGGAAGGCAAUCUGCUUUAUAAGAGGGGAAAGAUGAAGGAAGCAGCUCAGCGGUAUCAGUACGCAUUAAGGAAGUUCCCCAGAGAGGGUUUUGGUGAUGAGCUGAAGGCCUUUAAAGAGCUACGAGUCUCUUUGUACCUCAAUCUCUCCCGCUGUCGCAGGAAAACCAACGACUUUGGCAUGGCUGAGGAGUUUGCCACAAGGGCUCUUGAGCUCAAACCCAAAUCAUAUGAGGCGUACUAUGCUAGAGCCAGAGCAAAACGGAGCAGCAGACAAUUUACUGCGGCAUUAGCAGACCUGCACGAGGCGACCAAGCUCUGCCCCAACAAUCGUGAGAUCUGCCGUCUGCUGGCUCGGGUUGAGGAGGAGUGUAAACAGAUGCAGCGGUCGCAGUGUAAACAGCAGGGGGAGCCAAACGCACCAGCUGCUAACCACGACUCAGAUCAAGAACACGGCGAUCAAGAGGACGAUGAUGUGACAGAACGCAGCCUGGGACGGGAAAUCGAGGAGGAGGAGGAGCCGGGCUCUGAGGCGUGGCAUCAAAACAUCUACUCGCUCAACCGGAGUGUGCCAGAUUCUAAUGGUCGUUCAGUGUCGCCCCCUCACAGGCAAAGCCUUCGACACCAGCACAGAGAGCCCGUGGCUCAGAAGAGCCUGGUUGUGCAGCCAAGCAAGCAGGCCCAGAUCGUCAAAACCAACCAGCACCUUGGAUCUUUACAGGUAGGGUGUACACGACAGACAAGUACCAAGUCGCAGUAUGCACCUUCCAGUCCGAUCCCGAGUCGUCACAUAUCAAGCGUGCUCAAAGCAGGGCCAGGCAUUGACAUCAGCCCUCUAUCAGCGAAUUUUGACGAUGCAGGACGGCCGUCAAUGGCAGCAAGUCAUGAAAUCGAGGAUUUUCAUAUUGCACACUCCUCUAAAACUCAAGAAAGAGUCUCUAGAGAGGCUCCAUCUGUGUUGUCGUUGGAUGGCAUGGGAUUCUCCAUGGCCCCUGGAGCUCAAGCCCAGGAUUCGAGGAAGGGGUCGCAGGCAACCAACAUGCGGGUUUCGAGCUCCACAAGUAGCCUUGCUUCAAGCAGUAGCUUAUCGGACAGCGGGAAAGCGCAAGGUCCAGAUGUACGUACCAAAACGGGCACGGACAAGCCCAAGAUCAGCCAGGGAGGAUCAAUUGAAUACAAACCCAGACCGUUCAUGGGGAUUAUGGACAAAACGGCUCGAUUUCAACAACAGCAGCAGCAGCAGAGUCAUCCACCACCAGUGUCCCGUGGUUGGCAAAGUCAAUCCACUGAAGGUCUGGUCGGCCAUAGCAUGUCUUCUGCAGGUGUGAACUGUGAGCUUGUAUAUGCCAAACCAAACAGCGCUUACUACGAGCAAUUCAAAACUCCCUCUCAGGGUUCUGCCUUGGGCGGCCAACACAAUGGGAGUUUGCACUCGAAAGAGUUCAACGACAAGUUCUGCCAAGCAGCCACUUGUCACAAAGAACCCAAGCCGGCUCUCGUCAUGGCGCAUUCCUUCACAGACAGUAUGCCGAAGCCACCCAGCUUGACUCGAGAGAACCCCACUAUUCAUGUAGCAUCAAUGAAACCAAAGAGAUCCUUUAUAGAGUCUAAUGUUUAGGGCGUAUUCAUAGGCAACCUCUCUUCCCCCCAAAACACACUUCAGAUGAAGCUAUUUACUUUGAGGAUUGUCCAAACUCUAAUAUACACCGAUCAGCCACAACUUUAAAACCAACUGCCUAAUAUUGUGUAGG